Messenger RNA from Paramisgurnus dabryanus, 928 nucleotides. RefSeq names its product ATP synthase membrane subunit c locus 3a (gene atp5mc3a). The record is from RefSeq and is a predicted model, not a curated record. Lineage: Eukaryota; Metazoa; Chordata; Actinopteri; Cypriniformes; Cobitidae. Gene Ontology annotation, molecular function: proton transmembrane transporter activity. Gene Ontology annotation, biological process: proton transmembrane transport; proton motive force-driven ATP synthesis.
UGACGUCACGGUAACAUCCGGGACUUUACGCAGCCUCUGGUUUGCGCAUGCGCAGUUCAUCGGUGUCCGACCUCUGCCAUUGAAAUUCCGGGCCGCUUAAAAUCACUCAAACCUCAAAAUGUUCACCUGCGCAAAGUUCGUCUCCACGCCUGCAUUGGUGCGUGCAGGCUCCAGGGCCCUUUACAGGCCAGUGUCUGCUGCUGUACUGUCCAGACCAGAGGUCAAAGCAGAGGUCAGUGCUGCUGUCCUUCCUCAGUCGCCCUUCACUCAGGUGGUCCUCAGAAACUUUCAGACCAGUGCUGUCAGUCGUGACAUUGACACUGCUGCUAAGUUCAUCGGAGCGGGAGCUGCUACUGUGGGAGUGGCUGGAUCCGGUGCUGGAAUUGGAACAGUGUUUGGAAGCCUUAUCAUCGGAUAUGCCAGGAACCCCUCUCUGAAGCAGCAGCUCUUCUCUUAUGCUAUCCUGGGAUUUGCUCUGUCUGAAGCUAUGGGACUCUUCUGUUUGAUGGUUGCUUUCUUGAUCCUGUUCGCUAUGUAAAAAUCUGCUAGUUUUUUUGACAUGCCUAUAUUGCUGUUGCAGCCAAAAUGUCUGCUGAGAAAAAUGUCUAAAUAUGAAGUCCACUCUGUGAAAAACCAUUUAACAAUUACAAAUUGUUUAACUAUUUAAACCUUAAAUCAUGUUUAUGCCCACUGUAUAACAACGGCAACAGCUAAUGGAAUCAGCCUGAAAUUUAGCCUGGAUCUAAAGACAUUGAGCACUUUCUGGACAUCCAUCCAAAUUGGGAAGAUUUAGUGUUGUAUGUGUGUAGACUACAUGGGUCCACUCAGAUGUUUCAGGAGUUGAACUGCUGGUCCAUAGUAUGACUGUACAUUUAUAGCAAUUGAUGAAUUGCUUUUGUAAAUUGCAUUAAAGAACAUUUAAAUCUCA